CCGGCUUCUGAAUCUUCUGUUGAUACCUCCUCAAGCAGGUUCCUCCAUCUUUGCCAAAAUGACCGAACUCCUGAACAGCAUACUCACCGUGAUUAAGGUGUUCCAGAGAUAUGCCAAAGAGAAUGGGGACUCCACCUCACUAUGCAAGGAAGAGUUGAAGCAGCUGCUCUUGGCUGAGUUUGGAAACAUCCUCAGGAGACCAAAUGACCCAGAGACUGUGGAAACCAUCUUGAGCCUCUUGGAUAGAAACAGAAAUGAGCAUGUUGAUUUUCAUGAAUAUCUCCUGAUGGUGUUCCAGUUGGCCCAAGCCUGCUAUCAUAGGCUGGAUAAUGAAUCAUAUGGAGAUAGAACCUCUCAGCAAGAAAGGAAGCAGGAAGGAACACAAGGCCAUACUUUUCCAAGAAAUACAGGCAGACAACACAAGAGGAGGCAUGAGGGAGAAAGGCAGGAUUCCUGCCACAGUCAGUCUGAGAAACAAAGCCAGGAUACCCACCAAGAUCAGUCUGAGAGACCAGACAGGGACUCUCUCUAUGGUCAGUCUGAGGGCCAAGACAGGGACUCCCACUAUGGGCAGACUCAGAGACCAGACAGAGACUCCCACUAUGGGCAGACUCAGAGACCAGACAGGGACUCCCGCUAUGGGCAGACUCAGAGACCAGACAGGGACUCCCACUAUGGGCAGACUCAGAGACCAGACAGGGACUCCCACUAUGGGCAGACUCAGAGACCAGACAGGGACUCCCACUAUGGGCAGACUGAGGGACAGGGUCAGGACUCCAGGUCUGGUCAAAGACUGAGUAAUAAAUCUGGCAGUGGCAAUCCUGAAAGACAGGGCUAUGUCUUUGCCCUAAAUCAGUAUGAGAAACAACUUCAAGAUUCUCAUUAUGGCCAACCUGAUAGGCUUGGACAACAGUCAAGCUAUGGCCAGUCUGGAAGACUUAGAGAGGACCCUCAGUAUAGCCACACAAACCAACAGGAAUCAGGCUCUUAUAAUGAACAGUCUGGAAGGCUGGGUCAGGAAUCAGGCUGCGGUCAGAGAAAUAGGCAAGAAUUGGAUUCUCACUAUGGCCAGACAGACAGACAAGGUCUGAGCGCUCACUAUAGCCAGACAAGGCCAGAGAGACAAGGCCAGAGUUACCAUUAUGAUCAGACAGACAGACAAGGCCAGAGCUCUCAAUCUGGUCAGACCGACAGACAAGGCCUGAACUCUCACUAUGGGCAUAUGGACAGACAAGGCCUGAGCUCUCACUAUGAUCAGACGGACAGACAAGGCCUGAGCUCUCACUAUGGUCAGAUGGACAGACAAGGCCUGAGCUCUCACUAUGGUCAGACGGACAGACAAGGCCUGAGCUCUCACUAUGGUCAGACGGACAGACAAGUCCUGAGCUCUCACUAUGGUCAGACAGACAGACAAGGCCUGAGCUCUCACUAUGGUCAGACAGACAGACAAGGCCUGAGCUCUCACUAUGGUCAGACCGACAGACAAGGCCUGGGCUCUCACUAUGGUCAGACAGACAGACAAGGCCAGAUUUCCCACUAUGGUGAGACAGACAGACAAGGCCUGAGCACUCGAUAUAGCCAGACAGACAAACAAGGUGUGAACUCUCAACACGGUCAGUCAGAGACUGGGGAAACUAGGCAAAAUAGGUGCUUCCAAGGGAGCGAGGGAACAAGCAGAGACUCACAUGCUGAGCAAUCAGGAAGGCCAGGAAGACCAAGCCAACAGACUCAAGGACAGGAAGUAAACCAAAAUCAGGGACAGAGACCCCAGACUAGGGAAGAGCAACAGAACAGUCGCCAGGCAUGGGAGUCUGAAGAGGAUACUCAACACAAACUAGUAGCACAAAUUCAGCAAGAAAGGCCACCCUGUCACAAAGGGAGAGACUGGCAGUCACACAGUAGUGAGCAGGGCCACAGACAGGCCCAGACCAGGCAGAGUCACGGUGAGAAGCAGAGCCACCAGGCAGAGGAAGAGCAGGACCACCAAAGCUGCGGUAGACACAGUCAUGAGGGUCAGGAAACUCCAUGUGAGACAUGGGACAGGGAAACCUGUGAAGAUGAGCAGACCCGUCAGAGACGAGACAGGCAAACCCAUGAAGAUGAGCAGACUGGUCAGAGACGAGACAGGCAAACCCAUGAAGAUGAGCAGACCCGUCAGAGACGAGACAGGCAAACCCAUGAGGAUGAGCAGACUGGUCAGAGAAGAGACAGGCAGACUCGUGAGGAUCAGCAGACCUGUCAGCGACGAGACAGGCAAACCCAUGAAGAUGAGCAGACCCAUCAGAGACGAGACAGGCAAACCCAUGAGGAUGAGCAGACCCAUCAGCGACAAGACAGGCAGACUCGUGAGGAUCAGCAGGCUGGUCAGAGUCAAGACAGGCAAACCCAUGAAGAUAAGCAGAUCCAUCAGAGACAAGACAGGCAAACCCAUGAAGAUGAGCAGACUGGUCAGAGACGAGAUAGGCAGACUCGUGAGGAUCCACAGACCCAUCAGCGACGAGACAGGCAAACCCAUGAAGAUGAGCAGACCCGUCAGAGACAAGACAGGCAAACACGUGAAGAUGAGCAGACCUGUCAGCAACGAGACAGGCAAACCCAUGAAGAUGAGCAGGCCCAUCAGAGAAGAGACAGGCAGACUCGUGAAGAUGAGCAGACCCAUCAGCAACGAGACAGGCAAACCCAUGAAGAUGAGCAGACCCGUCAGAGACAAGACAGGCAGAUUCGUGAGGAUCAGCAGACCCGUCAGAGACGAGACAGGCAAACCCAUGAAGAUGAGCAGGCCCAUCAGAGAAGAGACAGGCAGACUCGUGAAGAUCAGCAGACUGGUCAGAGACGAGACAGGCCGACUCGUGAGGAUCAGCAGACAGAUCAGAGACAAGACAGGCAAACCCAUGAAGAUGAGCAGACCCAUCAGAGACGAGACAGGCAGACUCAUGAGGAUCAGCAGACCCAUCAGAGACGAGACAGGCAAACCCAUGAAGAGGAUCAAAACUGUCGACGACAACAGGAUCAGCAAACCCAUAAGGAUAAAGAGAGGUAUCAAGAGUCCCAGUAUCAACAAUCCCAAGGGACCCAGCAAGGAUAUGCCAACAGAGAAAAAUUCCAUAUGAAUGAAGAUGGCCAAAGUCCAAGCUCCCAAGGAAGACGCAGUGACCUGGCCUUCCAUCCAACCCAGAAUGCUGGGAGGCCCCAAAGAAGAGAACAGGGUGGAAGUCAUCCUAUCAAGGCAACUAUUGCUCCCAAUCCACUCUAUGACUACGUACAAGAGCAGAAAGGGGUUAGGCACUAGGCUGUGCAUUGCACCAAGAGCUAAAGCAACACGAAGCCAAGGAAGAAAUCUACACAUCAAGUUCAUCCUUACUUCUGCUUAAGAGAUUGAAAAUGUGUAUCUUCAUUCUCUCCUCUACUCUAUCUAACCACAAGGAUGCUUUUAGGAACUAGUAUUCACUUCUAGGGCAUUUCAGUUCUUUGAUCAGCAAUUCCAGUGCUCUGGUUGGGUAAAAUCUGAGUGGUAAAUUGGGUGAAAUAAUCAGAUCCCAAUUUUGAUUAAUUUGGGGAUUUAAAUCAUUUCCUGGUUUGUUCUCUGUAUAGGUGGGACAGGAUUGGAUCAUUGAAAGGUAGGAAUUUCACUCAAAAGUUCAGAAACAGGAAAGGCAUUCUGAAGAUACACAUUAUAACCUGAGGAAAGGACACCAGGACUUAGAGAGCUCUUGUGGCUAAACCAUCAAGAAUUGCAAGCCUUGUAGCCUACACUAAAAUGAAAUACAGUGAGAGGCUGCUAGACGUCCACAACACCCCCAUGCCCAUGUCUCUACCCCUCAUCAAGACUGGCCACUGAGCUAUCAUGAGAGCUGAUUGGACUGAUUCCAGUUUGAUGCCUUUUAGUUUCUGAUCACAUGAAACAGCAAACAUUUCAUCUGUUCGCAGAUUCCAACAAGCCAACACUGUUGAUCCCUAGGUCCUGGAGCCUGAAAACCUUUCAUGAGAAAGUCUAUGGAAUUGUAUUAAAAUACCCAAUAAAUGAUUGGUGAGCAUCAA
This is a messenger RNA of Capra hircus (goat), 4038 nucleotides long. It is a transcript of the gene RPTN, whose product is annotated as repetin. Gene Ontology annotation, cellular component: cornified envelope. The record is from RefSeq and is a predicted model, not a curated record. Lineage: Eukaryota; Metazoa; Chordata; Mammalia; Artiodactyla; Bovidae. The transcript has 3 exons. Gene Ontology annotation, molecular function: transition metal ion binding; calcium ion binding. Bases 59 to 3289 code for a protein of 1076 amino acids.